Manduca sexta (tobacco hornworm) is the source of this 6466-nucleotide messenger RNA. It is a transcript of the gene Cbl, whose product is annotated as E3 ubiquitin-protein ligase CBL-B-B. Gene Ontology annotation, biological process: negative regulation of epidermal growth factor-activated receptor activity; cell surface receptor signaling pathway. NCBI's taxonomy places the organism in Eukaryota, Metazoa, Arthropoda, Insecta, Lepidoptera, Sphingidae. The record is from RefSeq and is a predicted model, not a curated record. The transcript is spliced from 13 exons. Gene Ontology annotation, molecular function: SH3 domain binding; calcium ion binding; phosphotyrosine residue binding. Bases 243 to 2888 code for a protein of 881 amino acids. Gene Ontology annotation, cellular component: plasma membrane; membrane raft.
UGCAUUCCAUUCUUUCCUGUCACUUCAUUCAUUUGAUUUGUCAAAUUGUCAAACGCGUCGGCGAUGUGUCAGUGAGUGAUCGUUGCAUAGUGAUGUUAUUUGUAUCGUAAAUGUUGUGCUGGAGUGCGAUAAUGAGAAAACACAUGCCCCACUGCAUAAUUAUAAAGUGAUGAAAGUGUUUUGAUUUAAAUGUCGUGUUAAAAAAACGUUGUUUUCAUUUGUAUGUCAUCGGAGUUCACAAUAUGGCGGCGGCUCGACACAAAUCACAACAGAAGAACAUUAGUUCUAUAUUUUCCAAGUUGCACGAUGCCGUGUGCCCGACGAAGCUGGCGACGGACAAGCGCACGCUAGACAAGACUUGGAAACUGAUGGACAAAGUUGUGAAACUGUGUCAGCAUCACAAAAUGAACUUGAAAAACAGUCCGCCGUUUAUACUUGAUAUACUGCCGGAUACAUAUCAGAGGUUACGCGUUAUAUAUUCUAAAUACGAGGACAAUAUGCAAGCUUUGAAUAAUAAUGAACAUUUUAACAUAUUUAUAAUUAAUUUGAUGAGGAAAUGCAAGCAGGCUAUUAAGUUAUUUAAGGAGGGCAAAGAGAAAAUGUUUGACGAGAACUCACACUUUAGACGGAAUUUGACGAAGUUGAGUUUGGUGUUUAGUCACAUGCUGAGCGAGCUGAAGGCGAUGUUUCCAAACGGCACGUUCGCCGGUGACCAGUUCCGCAUCACAAAAAGUGAUGCCGCCGAGUUCUGGCGGAGUAACUUCGGUAACAGCACGCUGGUGCCGUGGAAGAUCUUCCGCGAGGAGCUGAACAACGUGCACCCGAUAUCCUCAGGCUUGGAGACGAUGGCGCUCAAGACAACCAUCGACCUCACGUGCAACGACUUCAUAUCCAAUUUCGAAUUCGAUGUGUUUACGAGAUUGUUCCAACCGUGGAGUACGCUGCUGCGGAACUGGCAGCUGCUGGCGGUCACGCAUCCGGGGUACGUCGCGUUCCUGACGUACGACGAGGUGAAGGCGAGGUUGCAGAAGUACAUACACAAGGCUGGCAGUUAUGUGUUCAGGUUAUCAUGUACGCGACUUGGUCAGUGGGCGAUUGGUUACGUGACGGUAGAUGGAGAGAUAUUGCAGACCAUACCACAGAACAAGAGCCUCGUGCAAGCGCUGCUGGACGGGUACAGGGAAGGAUUCUAUCUGUACCCGGACGGUCGGGACGUGAACCCGGACCUGAGCAGCGCGAUAAUCUCGCCCGCGGAGGACCACAUCACGGUCACGCAGGAACAGUACGAGCUGUAUUGUGAAAUGGGUAGCACAUUCCAGUUAUGCAAGAUAUGUGCGGAGAACGACAAGGACAUCAGGAUAGAGCCGUGCGGACAUCUGCUGUGCACACCGUGCCUUACAGCUUGGCAGAUUGACUCCGAGGGCCAGGGCUGUCCGUUCUGCCGCGCGGAGAUCAAGGGCACGGAGCAGGUGGUGGUGGACGCGUUCGUGCCGCCGCGGCCGCCCAACACCACGCAAGACGCUAAAAACACAAAAACGACAGUGAAGGCGGUGUCAUCGAAUUCUUCAGGUUCAUCCGGAUCAUCCGGAUGUAAUGGAUCUAGUGCAGACGUGACCAUAUCGAGCAACGCGAACGGCUGGGCGUCCAGAAACACAACGUUCAACGGACUGACAGAUGACAUUGACGACGCUGAGGACUGGGCGGAGUUCAACGCGGCGACGUCGACGAUAGACGCGCUGCGUCCGUCCCGCUCGCCCGCCGCGUCGCCGCGCCACUCGCCGCGCGCCGCCCGCCGCGCGCACCACGAGAACGCGUACGGCGAGCUGCGCGCCCCCCCACUCCCACCAAGGAAGAGCCUCUCGCCCGCAGAACCCGCCAUCGCGUCCGCGUCCAGUGUGCAGGACAUAGCCAGUGCUUCUAAUCAUGAACCCAGACGACGAUCAUCGUUAGAACCAGAGCCAGAUUCCAGGCAUCGAUUGACUUCAGUCAUCACAGGGUCCACGGAAACCAUCACUGGCAUUAUAGACACGCGGCAUGAGGUGCCACCAGACCCAAGAGCGUUCGAGAAACCCCGUCGAGCCUGCACUCCCCAAUCAAACAGUAGACCUCUACCUGCCCCGCCUGCCGAAAGACCUACAGAAGAACGUCCCACCCCAACAGAACCUAAACUCGAAAGACACGAUCGAGAUAGGUCUAGCGCCGACACUCGAGACAGACCUAGCCCUAUCGAUAGACCACAUAUCGAUAGAAUCGAUAAUCGACACCCACUAAUGCCUCAGGAUAGAUACCCAAACUUAGAUAGAGUCGAUCGACAUUACCCGGAGACACGUCCCUACCCAGAGAGGCAAGAUAGGCAUAUCGAUAGAGUCGAACGGCAUAUCGAUAAUCGACAUUUAGAGAGGGGGCAGGAGCGGCAUUUAGCAGGUAUCGAUACUCGACAAGAGCGGAUAUCGGAUCGGUUGCCGGAUAAACCAGAGAGAUUGGCGAAUGAUUCGAGAUUUGAAAGGGAGAAUAGGGCGCCACCUAGGCAAAGGUCGCUUCCGUCGUCAACUAGUGGAUGCGUAGAACAACCAACUAAAUCGACAACUAUGCCAAAGUUCCCCUCGGAGGAUAUAAAAGAUCCACCGUAUGAGAAUGUUGGUGUUGAGAAAAGCGAAAUCGCUAUAGCACCUAAGAAAAUCAACCCUCUAACGCACGACAAACACGGCAGAAAAUACGGCGAUAACGUAUCAUACGAAAACAUCAAUUUAGACUACAUAGCACGAUUGGUAGGGGAGGGUUAUCCCAAGGACAUAGUGGUUAGGGCCUUAGGCAUCACCAGGAAUGAUCUAGAAAUGGCCUGCGACAUCCUACAUGAAUUCGGGUCUAAAGUACCCAAUAAGUGUUAGGGUUUAAAUAAAUUAAAGAAAAUUUAGUGCAAACUGGUGAGGUGUUAGGCAAAUGUGCCAUGUUGAAAAAUGGAACUAAAAUUAGGAAUGUUAAGUAAUGGAGAUUAGUUGUACAAGUCGGAGUCAAAAGUACCCAAACUAAGGGUUAAAUAAAGGAAACUAGUAAAUUUAUAUUAUCGAAUUUCUAACUUUCAAAACACAAUUUUAUCUAAUAGUCAUAUAAUGAAAAACCAGAAAAUUCACUUUAGGGAAAGUAAAUAUCUUAUAAAAUUUAAAAGUGACUAUGUAAAUGAGUAAAAAUGUUUCAAAUACAAAAAUCGCAACAACUAAAAACGCGUUAAAAAAUCAAAAAUAUCUGAUUUCUUCUAUUCCUAGAUGUCUUUCCACGCGUCCCGAUCCCCGGUAAUCUGAAUCCUGCCAUAAUACAUACCCAUUCACACAAAAUAAUUAAUGUUGAGCAUUUAAAAGACUAUCCGUUCACACCAAUCUCUUUUACGAUCCUUCGCAAAAAAGGACCAAUCCGAACAAAGCUUUUAUGACAUGCUUACAACGGCUUGUUUUGAUUGGUUUAUUCUUGAGAUUGGAUUAAAAUAAAGAUUGGGAUCGUUUUUUGAAAACGUCAUAGUUCAGCAAUGUUCUGUGUCCUUUGACGGGAAAUAUUCAACGUGGUAAGACAAAAUGAAUGACUAUUACAAACGAAUUUUGUUAGGAAGGCGAUUAGGCCUUUGUCACGGUAUAGUACACGUCAUAUUUCCGGAAACCGGGACGUGUGAAAUGACCCUUAGAAUCAAUAACUAGCACUGGAAUGCUAAAUAACAUUCCCCAAAUCACGAUAUUACCAAAUUCCUAAAACACAAUUAUACGUUUGAAUCGAAAUCAAUGCCUAUUGUAACUUAUGUAAAAGACUAAAAUAUUCUGACAUGAAAUACCUAAACAAAACUAAUAUACUGCUAAAUGCAGAUAUUUUUCAUCUAUAACUAAUGGUGCAUUUACACAUUCGUCUAUUCGCGAUUCGCUACCUUUCUACUAUAACGUUUAGAGACGUACAUCCCUUUGACGUGUCAAUCCGUUUUGGUAUUGACGAAAAACAGUAGGAUAUUGUUGAAAAAAAAAUAACAUUUAAAUCAACUAGAAAGGAUUAUUACGUUAAUUAUCAAUCGCAUUACCUAUCAGGUUUUUAAACGAACGUGUGAUAGUAUUAUAGAUUAAAUAUAAAAUUUAAACUAUAGACAUAAGGCACAUUUUUCUAUAACGUAUUUAUUUCACGUAAUGUUAUUCCAAUUUCUUUCUUUAUCAGUAUUCACACGAUAUUUUGUAUAAGUAAAAAUAGCUCGAUGUAAAUAGUUGUAUUAUAAAUACUUAUAUUUUCAUAUAAAUUAGCUUCCUCAUACAUAGUUUAAAUAGACGUAUAUUUUUUCAUUAUGUACGAUUGCGCGGGAGUUCUGACACUUACUUAUGACACUUGCAAUAUUUAAUAUAGCAUAAUCGACCUUGUUAAUGUAUAUAUAAGAAUAUAAUUUCUACAUACUUAUUGUAUCGAAUGUUUUUAAAAAAUAAAAUUAAUCAAAAUUGAAAACUAAUUGUUUUAUCGAGCUUAAAAACAGUACCAAAUUUUCGUCGAAAAAAUUAUUUGGGUAUUUUUCUAAAACAUUUUUUUUUUUACUAAUCUUCGUAUGACUUGUACUAGCUUGCGGAACCGGGUUUUUUUAUUUUUGUAUAAAAAUGCUUUAAUUAUUAAUAAAGAUAUUUUAGAUUUAGCUUGAAAACAUUUUGCAAAGUGUAACUGAGUAAUUUUGAGUGUAACGUGCUUUACUGGAUGACCUGACUGAUUUUAGUUUAUAAUAUAUCUAGUCUUAAUGAUUUGCUGAUUUCACGAAUACAUAUAAUUGUAAUGUUUGUAAUUUAUUACAAUUGUAAUAUAGCGUGUAGACGAUGCGGUCUAGGUAAUUGUGACAUAUCCAUCACAGUCACAUAUUUCCAAAUGGUGACGUUGAUUGGAAAUUGUAUUUAGCAUAAUAGAUUGUUGAGUUUAGUAUACAAUUCAUAAUGGACGGGCUUAACUCACAAAACGUUAGCGUGAAAAUUUAAACAUAGAAAAACACUUUAUACAAAAAUUAAGUGCAAUAUUUGGCUAUCAAAAAUAAAUUGAAAAAAAAAACGAUGUACAUAUUAAAAAUAACCUCAAACUUUUGGCAAGUUCCAAUAAGUCAUCACUACACGUAUGCUUCUUAAUAUUAGUUAUAUGAAAUUAAAAUGUUAAAUGUAGUAAUUAUUUAUAUUUAGUAAAAUUGUUUAUAAUCUCACCGAAGAUAUUUUCUGAAUGUAGAAAAAUUUUAAUGGAAAAGGCGAUUAAACAAUAUCUACUAAAAGAUAUAUAAAAAAAAAACAGACAUAUUACGUGGAUAUUUAUUCAAAUACACCUCUAAAUUGUCUUAAAAAAUUCAAAACCGUAGAAGUUUUUACAGUGAAUUAUUCUCUAAUAACUCAAAAAAAAACGUAUUUACACUGUCUCAUAAAUAUAAAUAUCGCCUUUUUCGAGUGAAAAUGAGAGAGAAACAUGUUUAGUAGAAUUUCAUAUCAAGGGACAAUAUUCAUCGCAGCCUCUAAUGAGAUUGCGUUAGCGGCAACACAAAUCAUUGCACACUUGACGAGUACGAUUGCACAAGUCAAGUUUGACAAAUGCUUCGGCACAAGUAAAGGUUGUCCAAUGCGCAGGCACAAGUAUAAGAUUUUUCAUAAGUACGCAUGCACAAGUAUAAAUAAAUGUUUAGUUGAUAAUAAACAAGAGAUUACUUUGAAUACAAUAUUGGUACAUAUUCUUAUUGGAAUUUAGAUGAAAUUAACACCAUACAGGAUAUUUAAACGUUUUUACACGCAUAUAAUUAAAAAUAAUUGCGACCAAUACGUAUAUCGAUUUAUUAUACAAUACUUUCUCCUUUACUUGUGCAAUCAUAGAGUUCAAGUUAGCAUGUACUUGUGCAGCCGCCGUUAUAAUACAUGCACUUUUACAAAUGUUAGUUGUUACUGGCAAUUGUUUUUUGGUGUGAAAGAUUUUGGAGAUGGCUGACGGAUGUUCUCAAGACAAAAUUUUAUAUUUUCAAUAUCCCUGGCACGCUUUUAUAUAUCAAUUAUAUUGUAAUUAUCUAUACAAUUGCCAAUAUUAAUUGUUCAAUGAAUUUUAAUAACGUAAUAGCAUUUAAGUUAAAAUUGUAAACUUGAGUAAUUUCUGCAAUUUACCUAGCCAGGGAUAGUAUUUGUAAAAAUAUUAAAUUAUCACACUCAGUGGAUGCCAUUUUUAUAAACGUGAUCUAAUUUCAAUAUUUUGAAUUCAAUAUUACCCAUUUUGCUUUUCAAGAUGAAAAAGUAUCGAAUAAGUACUAAAAAAAUAUAAAAUGGCGUUCAGUGUGUUCCUUUUUGAUUGUAGCCUAUUUUGGCGUACUGCAGAAUAAUCAAUUUUAAUUCAUAAUUCACUGGAGUAUGUUGAGUGCAGUGUUACUAUCAUCGAAUAGAGUUGGGAAGGUUAUGUCUUGUUUUACGCUUUAGCAAAAAUACGUUGCAAAUAAAUUUAAGUAAAAAUA